AUGUACCGACCUGACCAACGUCGGUCUUGCUGCCCUCAUUAUACUAUCCGCCUCGAUUCUACCCAGUUCAAACCAUCUAGAGAUCAGCGGCAAACCAUCAACAGAUUUAACAGAUUUGUUUUGGGAGGUUCGUAUAUGAAGGAAGCUUCUCGACUGUACCCCAGGUCGCGCGAUGAGGCUAAGAAGCGCGAUAACCACUUCGACCUUGUUGAACGAAUCCAUGAAGCUGAGGAUGCUAACGUGCAAAAGCCUCCUGAGGCUGCGCACAAACUUGUUGUGACCCUGGAACACGAUGACUUCACAGAAGAGAAGUUUGCCGUUUACGAAAACUACCAGCGGGUGGUUCACAAGGACUCUCCGAGUGAAAUAAGUAAAAGCGGAUUCAAACGCUUUCUAUGUAGCUCCCCCUUGAGGAGAGAGACGAUGGUAGCACCGGAUGGACGCGAACGUCGCCUGGGUUCUUACCAUCACUGCUAUAGAUUGGAUGGUAAGCUGGUCGCUAUUGGUGUUCUCGACCUUUUGCCAGAGUGUGUGAGCUCUGUCUACUUUCUCUACCACGAAAGCAUACAUCAGCAUGCACCAGGCAAACUCGGUGCGCUGUACGAAAUUGCCUUGGCUAUCGAAGAGGGCUACGGUUGGUGGUAUCCUGGCUUCUAUAUACACAGCUGCCCCAAGAUGAGGUAUAAGAUCGACUACUCGCCACAGUUUGUUCUUGACCCCGAGUCGUUGACUUGGGAUCCAUUGGAUCGAGACAUGCUGGACCUUCUCGACAAGAAGCCUUUUGUGAGCCUCUCACUCGAGAAGAAAAAGGCCAUUGAAAGUGGAGAUAAUAAGCCUCCGGUGCUCAGCGAGGAGAUAAAGAUGAGUGAUAGUUCUGAGGUCAAAGGAUCCGACUCUUCGCUUUCUGGCGACGAAGAGGACGGCGACUGGCUGUUUACCUCUGGGAUGCCUGGCAUUCCUCCGGUCACUUUGGCGGCGACUUGGGAUAUGGAUCACAUUGCUUUAAAGAUCGCCCCUGAAGGUCCGUUAUAUGAAACUUCGGACCUUGUCAGCUGGGACGAACGUGGUGUCAAAGAACACCCAGGACUGAAGUCCGCAGUGGCUGAGCUUGUCGCUGCAACAGGACCAGACCUGAUGGAUCGAAUUUGUAUAGAUUUCGCUCCGAAACGAUAG
Molecule: messenger RNA, 1173 nt
Organism: Fusarium venenatum
Lineage: Eukaryota; Fungi; Ascomycota; Sordariomycetes; Hypocreales; Nectriaceae
Product: arginine-tRNA-protein transferase
Biological process (GO): protein arginylation
Cellular component (GO): cytoplasm
Molecular function (GO): arginyl-tRNA--protein transferase activity
Source: RefSeq, a predicted model, not a curated record